Molecule: messenger RNA, 2421 nt
Organism: Penicillium salamii
Lineage: Eukaryota; Fungi; Ascomycota; Eurotiomycetes; Eurotiales; Aspergillaceae
Source: the annotation of a GenBank genome assembly
AUGCACGUGCGAAUGCAUCAUGAAAUGAAAUCCGAUCUUGGGGGCUUGUCAUCGCCCCCAGCCCUUAGCGCGAUUGAAGUCCCAAAGCGCAGGCGGUUCACACGAAAUCAAGUUGCUUGUGACCCGUGUCAUAUGCGACGCGUUCGGUGCGAUCUCGUUUCACCAUCACCGUGCUCACGCUGUUUUCACGCAGGCAUCGAGUGUGAGUUUACUCGCACUUUGCGCAAACGAGGCCGCACGGCACGAUCGAAGCUAGGUAACACGACAACAAAACAAGUCCAACGGGAAUCAACACUUUGGAUGCAGUCCCAGCAAGCUCAAAGUGACACAUUUGCUCACUCUGAGUCUUCUCCGUCUUCGAUGAGUCCCACAACCCCGGAUUCAGCGGGUGGGCGGUGGCCACCGGUGACAAACGAGAUUGAUAGUCUCCUGGCUUUUUAUGAGGAUGAACAGCACACUGUAUCCGGUACCUCACGUGGAUGGGACUUGCAAGAGGUCGAUGAAUCACAACAUCCAUGGGCCGGCGACCAGUCAUCCAAGAAUUUACCCAUUCCAAGCUUGCAAGCCGAUUUCCCUGCGCUACCACUGCCGGGCGCGUGGGAUCCGAUUUUCACCAACUCGGACAGCAAAUCCGACAUUUUUACCGAGUUUCCAUCUACAUUGGAAAGCUCUCUGAAUAAUGUGGCUCAACAGGUACAGCAAUCCCCUUUGCGGUAUCCCGUGUUAGGUGAGGUGAUGGGCUUUCUGGACCCUCAUGUGUCUCCUCAGCUGGCAUGUCAUUUGAUAGAGCGAUAUUUCUCUGCAGAUUUCUUGGCCAGCCCGCAUACGCUUUACGGUCAUUGGAGUUGCUCUGUCUUACGCAAGACCUCAUUCCUGGCCAAGAGUUAUAGACCUACCAAGCCUGCGCUCUUGAUGAGUAUGCUUUGGAUUGCUGCUGCAAAUGAUCGGCACUUCUCUUUUUCUGCAUCAUCAACACAACAAAAGAAGCUCUGCCAGUUACUCGGUAGUUGGACAAUGUCCCUUUUGCCGCAAUCAUCUGAGCAAGCCUCAUCUGAGCAUCAGAACCUGUCACCGGCGGGUCUGGGUUCUCUGCCUACAGUUUCUCACGACAUGGCGAAAGAUAUCGGUGACCUUGAUGAUGUGAUUACGUACAUUCACAUUGCCUCAAUUUACUCUUCCGAGGAAAUCCCUUCAGACGCGGAGUGGUGGAAGGCAGCCACUAAGUUGGCGAUAAAACUUCAACUCAAUCAAGAAAAUGAUUUACCAAUAGCACAAGACAACUCGGAUCCAAACUACGACAAUUACUGUUCUCACGAGUCAUCAGAGUUCACAGAAACGCUGGCGUCCAUCCAUCAUGAAGUGGUGGAAUCCAGUUGCCAUUGCAACUACAAGUUAAUGGGUGAUGCAAGAUCUGCUAUCUGCGCCAAUGAGCGCUUUGAAGAGCGAAGACGAACAUGGUGGAUAUUAUAUAUCAUGGACCGCCAUUUAACACUGCGCCACAAUUUUCCGUCGGAAACCCUGGACAUCGAAUGUGCUGGCCUACUGCUCCCGAUAGACGAAACGUCCUGGCAGAACGGCGAUUUCUCCUGUGAUAACUCCGAUCCGCAGAGGAAUUCUGAUUCUUGCCCAGAGCAACGGCCAAAACGUCGGGCAUUUCCCGAUUUCCGAUUCCACGACUGCUCGCUCUUCGGAUCUUUCCUUCCACUCAUGGCCAUCACCGGGGAAAUACUCAGGCUAAAUGAUCCAAGAUCGCAAGAAACGUACGAUCAAAAAAAGCCUGAGGCUCAAAUACUACAAGAAUUAGGAGUCUAUCAAAGCAGUCUGACCGCGUCGAUGGCAUCGUUAAACGAUUCAGCUUCUGGCUUGGAAGAAAUUAAAACACCCGACGAUUUACAACAGCAAACUGCAAUGGCAUACGUAUCAUACUUCGUUCAAGUUUUACGGAUGAUGAUAGUGGGAAAGCGCAAUUGGCUAUUUUUGGUGGAAGACAAGGAAUGCUGGACCACUCCAGCCUUCUCUUCUACGAUCUCACACGCCUUAAAUGCGGCCUCCUGGCUUCGAAGAAUUUUGCAUUUUGACCCGGAUGUCAGCUUUUCUCCCUAUUUCUUCGGCAUUCAAUUGUUCCAAGGGAGCUUGCCUAUGUUGUUGAUUGUAGAACGUCUUCAAAAGAACUGCGGCAAAGAUAUUCUCAAUGCCUGCGAGAUCAUGAUUCGCGCAAAUGAGGCCGCCCUCGUUACGCGCAACACGGACUAUCAAAGAAGAUUGCGGCAGCUGAUGCGAAGCGCAGUUUCGCAAUCUUGGGGCCGUCCCGUGAGUCCACACGAUAUCCGAAGUCGCCGCAAAGCAGUCUUCGCCCUUUAUUUGUGGACUCAAAGGGGCACACAUUGGCCAAUUGAACUUGAAAUUUCCUCUCAGUCCUAA